AAAGAGAGGCAAGGGAUGAGUUGACGGUUUCUCUUACCUUAUCUGAAACUCCCAAUCAUCGAAAGCUCCAUCACAAAAUUAAAAUUAAAAACGGAAAUAAAAUAUACACGCGUUACAUACCUUCGGUUACGUUCUUCAUCAUUUGUAUGAUUUGAUCAAUUCACAGAUCCGAAUUUUCCUCAUAUUUCCGCCAAAAAUUCUGAAUAAUUUUAGCAGAGAGGUUUUAUGCUCCUUACCAAUUCUGAAAGCAAUUGGAAUAAUCAUUAAGAUCGUUAUUAUUAAACAGGAGAGAAAUUUUAGAGAUCAUGAGCAGAGAUGCAAAGCUUGACGAUGAUCAAAUAGCGGAGCUUCGUGAGAUAUUCCGAUCAUUUGAUCGGAACAACGACGGAAGCUUAACGCAGCUUGAACUCGGAUCAUUACUCCGAUCCUUAGGUUUAAAACCUAGUAAUGAUCAAUUAGAGGAUUUAAUCCAAAAGGCGGAUAGAAAUAGCAAUGGUUUGAUUGAGUUUUCGGAGUUUGUGGCUUUGGUUGCACCGGAACUUAUACCAGCGAAAUGUCCGUAUUCGGAGGAACAAUUGAAGAAGAUAUUUCAGAUGUUUGAUAGAGAUGGAAAUGGUUUGAUUACGGCUGCGGAGUUGGCUCAUUCAAUGGCGAAGUUAGGGCAUGCGCUUACACAAGAGGAGUUGACUGGGAUGAUAAAGGAAGCUGAUAGGGAUGGUGAUGGUUGUAUUAGUUUUGAGGAGUUUGCUCAGGCUAUGACUUCUGCUGCGUUUGAUAAUUCAUGGACAUGAAAACAUGUGAAAGAAAAAGAGACUGGACUAGGACAAGAACUCAUUUCAAUCAACAAAGCUGUCUGGUGGGAAUAGAUGGGAAUGUUCCAAUAUGAGUUCAUAGUUCAAUUUUUUUUUUUUCAAAUUUUGCCCCACUUUAUUUUGUUUUUGUUUAUUGUUUUUUCUUUUGGUAGGUAAGCUUUUGUAGCAAAACUCAUCAUUACAGAAAUGAAAUGCAUUUGGAAGGAUGAAA
Molecule: messenger RNA, 1023 nt
Organism: Lycium barbarum (goji berry)
Lineage: Eukaryota; Viridiplantae; Streptophyta; Magnoliopsida; Solanales; Solanaceae
Product: probable calcium-binding protein CML18
Exons: 2
Coding region: 306-791 (161 amino acids)
Molecular function (GO): enzyme regulator activity; calcium ion binding
Source: RefSeq, a predicted model, not a curated record